Molecule: messenger RNA, 503 nt
Organism: Gamsiella multidivaricata
Lineage: Eukaryota; Fungi; Mortierellomycota; Mortierellomycetes; Mortierellales; Mortierellaceae
Exons: 1
Coding region: 94-450 (118 amino acids)
Source: RefSeq, a predicted model, not a curated record
CUAAGGUGGUUUUCAAGAUGUUUGACGAAGAGAGACGGCAGGGUUCAUAAUUCACACGGGACAGUGAAACUACGAAUUACAAAACAAGAGCCGAUGCUUCCCGUUAAACAUCCUUCCUUUCCCAUGCAUUUGUCGGUAACGAAUAAUACACCAUGUCCUGUGUCGUUGCCUGUUUAUAUCCGGCGACCGGUUUUUUUUUUUCAAAACGAUGUGCUGUCCAGCUUGGAACGAUAUCAUUGCAUCUUCUUCUGCCUAGGCCAGGAGAACUGCAUUGCGCCGCUCUUUGAAUUUGAGGUUCCACUUCUGAUUCAGCUUUCGUGCAUGGUUUGCGACGAUCUUGGGAACAUUGACGAAUUGCUCAAAUUUCCUAGAAGCGGCAGUUCCGUACAACAGCUUUAUAUCAUCCCAGUUAGCCGCGUUAUACAUCCUGAACCAUUUCUGAGACCAUGAAAGCUUAAUAAAUAUCUAUAUACAAACCAGCUCUUGAAAAGUGCAUGUAAAGU